AUGACAACAUCUUGUACAUUAAAUGAAUUUGAAUUACUUGAAGGCACAACAACACAAAAUUUAUUUAUUCAUUUGACACCAAUCAUAAUUUGCGUUGGAUUACUGGGCAAUAUUCUAACUAUCUAUGUUUUCAUUAUAACAGAUCUUAAACGACAAUCUGUGUCAAUAUUAACUAUUGCUCUAGCCAUUGUUGAUUCAUUAGUACUUCUUGUACCUGUCUUAUUUUUAUGGCUUGAGAAUCUAUUAAAACGCGAACUUACGGAUGCAUCACCAUUUUGGUGUCGGACACAUGGAUUUUUCGAUUUAACUUUUACAUGUUGUUCAAGUUGGCUGAUGAUUUGUAUUGCAUUUGAACGUUUUUGUGCUGUUUGGUUUCCUCAUCGCCAUAAAGUUUCAUUUACUCAUCGAAAAAUAUUUUUUCUUGUCCUCGGAAUUCUUUUUUCGGCAACAAUAAUAUCAACAUGGUUUAUAUUUGUUGUUAAAAUGAUUUUAAAAACUCGACCAGCAAACAUAAUACAACAUACAUCUACGUUGUCAUUAAAAAGUCCUCUAAAAAAUACUUCAGAAAAUUUUAGUUUUUCGCCACCACGGCAAAUUCCAUUUGGCAAUCAAUCAUUAGUUAGCUAUUUUAAAUGUGAUGUCUAUGAUGAUAACCUCUAUGAUUCCAUGGGAAUGGUAUCUGUUGUAUUAAAUUAUUUUCUGCCUUUUAUUUUUGUAUUAUUAUUAAAUUCAACUAUAAUUUAUCGGUUAUGCAAUCGUGGCAUCGUCGAGUUAACAUCAUCGAUAACAGUAACAUUAAUACUCGUCUGCCUUGUUCAUCUAUUUUGUACACUGCCGUUUCAAUGUUGGUGGAUCUAUUAUGAAAUUCCUGAUCAAACCGGCGAUUGUCUCUGGUUAAAAAAUAAACUAACAUGGCGUACUAUAACAUUUACAAUAAGAAAUAUAAAUUAUAUGGCAAAUUUUUUUCUUUAUUCAUGUUCAUCGGCACUGUUUCGGUAUGAAUUAAAAGGUUUAAUUUUAUUAUGGUUAUUACCACAUGAAAGAUAUCAAAGUUAUCGUUAUCGAAGACAAUCACUAUAUGAUAAUAUACAACAAAAUGUAUCACUGGUUCGUCUUAUUAUGAGAAGAUUAAGUCGGACACCUGAAUAUCUGAAUGACGGAGUUAUUGCUAAUCACGUAGGUGGUGCAGGUGUUGAUGAUGAUCAUGUUGCCAACAUUUAG
Molecule: messenger RNA, 1221 nt
Organism: Rotaria socialis
Lineage: Eukaryota; Metazoa; Rotifera; Eurotatoria; Philodinida; Philodinidae
Source: the annotation of a GenBank genome assembly